Molecule: messenger RNA, 6542 nt
Organism: Galleria mellonella (greater wax moth)
Lineage: Eukaryota; Metazoa; Arthropoda; Insecta; Lepidoptera; Pyralidae
Gene: Usp16-45
Product: ubiquitin carboxyl-terminal hydrolase 16
Exons: 7
Coding region: 175-3282 (1035 amino acids)
Biological process (GO): protein deubiquitination
Cellular component (GO): nucleus; cytosol
Molecular function (GO): cysteine-type deubiquitinase activity; cysteine-type endopeptidase activity; zinc ion binding
Source: RefSeq, a predicted model, not a curated record
UUUUAUACGACAAAUAUAAAGAAAAUAUUGGCAACAUUAAUAAUUUAAAGAUGGCUGACAUCUGUGGUUUACUUUUGUGACAAAAUUUCACUAUUAUAUUUUUUCUUUAUUUCUUGACACUUAAAGUAGUUCCUUGUCGUCGUAUGUAAUUGCAAUUUGUGAGUCAACGCAACCAUGGUUAAAAAAAAGAGACAAAGCGACCCAACAGAGAAUGGCGAUGAAUCUACGGAAUCUUGUGAUGAAAAUGUCAAAUCCGCAUGUCCUCACGUCGCUAAAGCUGUCCUUCUCACGGGGUUGAAGAAAACACUGAAAACAAGUGGGCUCGAGAAAGAAUGCGCUGAAUGUAAGGCAAGUUCCAAAACAGAGGUUACCGACCCAGAUUUCGAGGAAGACCUAACACUAUGGAUGUGUUUGCGAUGUGGAUCACAACUGUGCGGACGAGCGCGCAACAAGCACGCUCUAAAUCAUUAUAAUAAGCCCCACUCUGACUCACACUCCCUCACGGCCAACACCACCACAUGGGAGGUGCAUUGUUACGACUGCAACAAUGAAGUGAUACCAUCCAGCUCUAAAAAACUCCAUGAGUGCAUAGAGUACCUCAAAAAGCAUGCAAUGCCCAGUGGAAACACAAAAUCUUUACCACCCAUAGAGCUGCCAUUUGAAAGUAGACCAAAGGUAGAUUUAGUAUUGCCUGUGGAGCCUAUAUUAAAUUCAGAGCCAUUGAAGUCAGAUUCAUUGAUUCAAUCAGAUUUCAGAUUUAAAUCUGAUAAACUUAAAGACAAAGCGACUGCAAUGAAUCUACCCCGUGUAAGAGGGCUAUCAAAUUUAGGUAAUACAUGUUUCUUUAACUCGGUGAUGCAGUGUUUAGUUCAAACACCAUAUUUAUUGCAAGUAUUGCAAGAGAUGGCCACACCAGGCGAAAGAUUCACACUACCUGGUGGAAAGUUAAAAAUUAAAGGGGAAGGAGAUGAGAUGAAGGAGAUAGAUCUGCCACCAAUAACUGGACAGUUAGCAGAAUGGGGUAACUUGACCCGUACACUAGCUGAAACACUGGCUGAAUUACAAACAGGCGAAGGUGGCGUGUUCACACCCCGGAAACUGUUGUCGGCGCUGGUGAACAAGCUGCCGCAGUUCGAUGGUGGUGAUCAGCACGAUGCACAUGAGCUGUUGCGGCAUUUGCUCGAAGCUGUCAGAUCGGAAGACCUACGUCGUUAUCAGUCUGUAAUUCUGAGCAGUCUGGGCAUGAACUCCAAGGUGGAUCCCGCCAAAGUGGAUGGUGAGGUCAAACAGAAAGUUAAGUUUUACGGACAGCAGGCCUCUGAUACUAUGCUACGGCCGGAACAGGCCGAUUUGUUUGUACAGGUGUUCCGCGGCUUCCUCGUAUCAACGCUAGAAUGCCAGGAUUGCUACAACCAGUCGGACCGCGCCGAGUACUUCCUGGACCUAUCGUUGCCGGUGGCGGCUAGUCGGCCGCAGCCGCCCGCCGUCGUCAGGAGGAAAGCGCCAAAUGAGGAUAACAUGUACAAUAUGCAAGACGAAAACAAACCAUCAAAACACCAAUUGAAGAAAGAAAGAAACGCAGCAAGGAAAGCCGCGCGGAAAAAUAAAGGUAACGCUGCAUCCAAAGAAGAGACCGCUAGCGCAGAAACCAAUGGUGCUACGAAGGAGGAUGGUGGUAAGUCUUCCUCAGAACAAUCGGACGCUGACGUGGAAGACAACCUCGAGGACAUGCCCCGCCAACAAGAGAACCACGUAGCAUCAACGCCAGCCGUUGCCCAAACCGCCGCCAACUUCGCCGCCACCUACAUGGAAUCACCCUAUGAACCCGUCAAAACGCUAACAUUUUCAAAUUCUUUCAACAGUUCUGUGUUAGAUAAGGAGAAAACGGACAGUACUCCCGAAAAUUCUAAUAAAGACCGAGUCGAAUUCGCAGACUCGUCCACGUCAACUUUAGCUACACCUUUAGACCACAAACCCUUAAUAUCAUUAGAAAAUUUAUCGAAUCCCGACUCGGGGGUGGCGAGUCCGGAAGCGACGAAGCAUAAUUCUACCGAAACGGUCGAUAACGUCGACUCGCCCAUCAAUGGCAAGGAACUGGGCAGCCAUAGUUCACUGUCGAGCGAGAUCAAUCUGGACCUCUCUAGUCCACAGCACAACAACCUGUCCCCAGUGAAGUGUGAAUUCGAGAGGCCGGUGUCGAGGCGAUCGGAACUAGAGAGGCCGCCUUCUAGGAGAUCACUGACUACAGAGUAUUCCAAUGAGGUAGUAUCUAGAGGGAUCAGCAUGCAAGGAUGCAAGAACGUACUAGAACACAGCGGGGAGAGUAGUUACGAGUCGCUUCCAGAGAACAAAAAUCAGGAUGCAGCCAUGAACGAUUUAAAUACUUACUACCAAAACAUCGCGAACAAGGUAGACGAGCUGAAACUUAUAAUAGACGAUGCUAAAACCAAGAAGCCGACUCAGACGUCGCCAGUGUCCACUGAGACCGUGCCAGAGCCUCCGCCGCCGCCGCGGCCCAAGGUCUACAACGUGGAGAUAGAGAAGACGCUACAAAAGGACUUCCUCCCGUACUCGCGGCAGACUCCGUCUUCACCGCGAUACGUUUGCGACGAGGACGAGUGCAGCAUCCAGUCGUGCCUGAGCCAGUUUACGGCACUGGAACUGCUCACGGGCAACAAUAAGGUCGGCUGCGAAAACUGCACCGAGAGGAUUAACGGCAAGGACGGUAAGACGGUGUACACAAAUGCUACCAAGCGGUUCCUCGUGUCGAGCCCGCCUGCGAUCCUAAUCCUGCACCUCAAGAGGUUCCAGAUCGGGCCGCGGUGCAUGUUCAGGAAGAUGUCGAAACACGUCGACUUCCCCACGAUUUUGGAUCUGGCGCCGUUCUGCGCGAUGGACAAGCUGAAGAAGCUACCUAAUGUGGCCCGUGGGCAGAACGAGCUGCUGUACUCUCUGUACGGCGUGGUGGAGCACUCGGGCGGCAUGCAUGGCGGCCACUACGUCGCUUAUGUGAAGGUACGGCAGCCGGUACGGGCCUCGGACCCGCGCUGGUGGUUCCUGCCCAAGAGCGCUAACAUCCCGGCGGCCGCGGGCAACGGUGACGGCGAUGGCGACUCCGAGUCCGACCUGUCCGGGUACGAGUCCGGGGAGGGGCCCGCCUCCGCCGCCGAGCCGCCGUCCGGCAAGUGGUACUAUGUAUCCGACAGCAUGGUCACCGAGGUGAGCGAGGACAAGGUGUUGAAUGCGCAAGCGUAUCUGUUGUUCUACGAGAGGAUCUACUGAGCCUCCGGGCUCCCGUCUCCGGGGUGACACUAAUUCGUGGGACCGAGACCAGUUGCAGACCGAGUGGCCUAACCGUUUUUAUUUUCGAGGAGUGGCAUUUAAGUGGAAGACUGACGCUUAGGAUGGAAUACAUGUAUUUAAGUUCGCAUGACGUCAUAUAUUUAUAUGUUUUAGCAGCUCUGUAAAUAGCUUAAAUUUUUCUUGGCUUUUUUCCUUAUUAAUUAAUUUAUAUUUGAAACACUGGGCCCUAAAACUGCUGUUGUGAAUUGUCUAUUUUGUGUUGAUCAAUUAAUGAAUAAUUAAAUCGGAUUUCAAUUCAACAUUUUAAUAGUUUUGUCGAUUUUGUUCAUCAAACAAUUGGUUAUUGUUGAUAUGAAUGUUUCUCAAUAUGAAUAUAGCAGAUGUAUUUAUAUAUUAAUAAACACUGUAAAAACAAUAUUCCAAAGUAUUUAUUGACAUUACUAAUAUACAUUUUACGUAUGCACCAGUUGAUUGUCAGGUCACUGGUGAAGCAUUCACUGUUCAAUGGCUUCCAUUAUGAAAUUUGCAUUUACCGCGUUAUUUAUCGGAGCUGUAACGUGUUUUUGGACGUUGAUUUGUAAUCGUAUCAAAAAUGUAUUCUAGGUCAUUUAGUUAAUUCUCAUAUUUAAUAAAUAUGACAUAGAAUGUUUAUAAGUUUAAAUGUAACACGCGGUAUGUAUAGUUUGCUCUGUUUUAAUGUAUUUAUUUGUUUAGAUCAAUAAUUAAGUUUGUCGUUUGUUGUUGCGAUUUAGUAUGUCAAGGGUUGGUGGUCUUCCAAUCGGUGUCAAUGAGGAGAAUUCGAUGAAUAGACUUAAUGUACAGCUAUGCUUGUCAAUUGACAAUUAAUUAUAUAUCUAAAUAUGAUUGUGUUUCAGUCCUGUCAAGGUAAAAUAAACUUUAUUACAUCUAAGCUAGAAACUAGAAAGAACAUCACAAUUUUAUUUAGUUCAUUUUAACGCAGGCUAAACCGAUUCUGUCUUCUACCUGUACGUCAGACCAGUUAUAAUGUAAACAUAGGGAACGAAAGGAGAUUAUUCUUAAGAACUUUUUUUUACUUCAUCUAUUUUCAUAACUGGUCUCAUACGUGCACGUCAAUUCUGGAGAUAAGCUCCUCUCUAUAACUGUACAUUAUUCGAUUCAAUAUGGCAUUCUGUAGUCAUAAAGGCCAUUUCACGUUAAAAGCUGUGUCAGUUUUUAAUGUGAAAGUGUACGUAUUUAGAAUUGGUACCAUUCAGCACUUGUCUAGGCAGUCUUGUCAAACUCCAUUUCCCUGCCAACAGCAUAAUGUGAAAUAUGUAGGUCAUAAACGAUUGAUUGAUUCCUUUUUCCUAUCUAUGGUGCUAUACAGUUUGAAUCAAAUCACUUGAAAUAAUAUUACCUCAAUAUUAAUCAUGUGUACAAUCAGCCUGUACCUAGGCUGCUCUGUGAAGUGGUGGUUUAUGUAAGGGCCGGGGGGGAGGGGUGGAAGUAGUACAAGGCACACCCACGGUCUGAUCGCCGGAACAUAAAAGGAAAAAAGGUUUCUCAAUUCUAUUGUCUCAUUUUUUUUUUAUACAACACAAUGGCAAACAAGUUGCAACGAAUAUUUAAUGCAUUUUUAUUAAAGAUUGAUUAAACUUUAACCUUUGUAUUGGUAUGUUUAUUAAAUCGAAAAUGUCACCCAACUGUAAAUUAAACUUUCACUCUCAACUAAGCCAUUAUUAUUAAUAAUUAUAAUACAUUUAAUUGGGCCAUUGUAUACUAAUGAGACAUCACUUUAGAAAGGUUUACGUGAGGACAGUCGAUAGCGCAUCCAUUUAAAUAAUAAACAUUAAAAAGAGUUAAACAACGCUGUUUUAAUAUUUAUUUAAAUGUAUUGUUUUACAUUAAAGCGUUCCUAUUCAAUCCGUGAUACAAUUUUGAAUUCUACAUUCAAAAUUUAUUUGUAAAUAUGGUAUACUUGUAUAGCACGUCAAGUUCUUGUACGGUUGCUCCUGCAACGUAACACGAGAUUUGUGGGAAGACGAGAUUCCCUUUAACGUGUAAGUGACGAUCCAUAUUGACGAAGUAUGAGUUACUGUACUCUACAUACUAUAUAAUACAUUUUACCUAAUGCAUUAUCGUUGUGUAUUUAACUAUAAAAUCCAUCACGUAAUUGUACAUAAAUCUAUUUAUUUAAUUGUCAUCGAUGAACAUUAUUUACUGUUAUUUGCAUAGGUAUCAUUUAUUCCUCAGUUAAGGCUGAUCGCAUAUUGUCUAACAUAGUGAUUCUCAACCUUUUUUCUGUUGCGGCACAUAUUUAACGAUUUCAAAAUUUGGCGGCACACAAAGAAAAAGAAAAAAAAAAUAUUUACUUACUACAAUUUAAGGGGAUACACUGCAUAAAUAGUUUAUGACAAAAUUUUUAAAUAUUUUCUAAAAUUUGGCGGCACACAAAAGUGCCGCGACACAGUGGUUGAGAAUCACUGGUCUAACAUUUUUAACUUUCAAUAUCACACAAUUUACAGUCCAGUCUACUUUAAAUAUAUUUCUUUCUUCUUAAUACCUAUUGCUAAUGAAUGUAAACGCAAUAAAUUUGCCUCUCCAGCAUCCAUUCUGUUCUGUUUCAUUGUCCAAGCAGUGCCCCAAAUAAGAUUCUUAAAGUAUAUUUCAAUUGCAACAGUCAAUGUACGGUCAGCCUAGAAAAUGUUACCACACUCGACAAUAACCUUCUGAAAAAUCCUCCUAAUUUAGGAAUUAUUGCACUAAAAUGCGCUUGCUUGUUACUCAAAAAUGAAUCAUAAGUAUAGACCGGCUUUUAUUGUUUUCAAUUAAGUUUUAAUUAUGUAAAUUGUGUUUCGUUUUCUUUUAUAUAUAUAUGUAUAUAUAUAUGGUGAGUGCUCAAUUUAGUUGCUUUGCCCGCGUGUAACUAAUCACGUUGUGAAACGAAACGCCGGCGUCAUUAGUCGAAUUUACCAUAAGUUUUAUGAACAAUAUCGUACUUGAAAGAUAUUAUUUUUAAAACGAUAUUGGUUACGAUCAGCUCAUAACGAAUAAUAUAUUUUAAUGGCGAACUCUCGUAAAAGCAGCAACGACCAAUGUUGUUAAGCAUUUCGUUAUAAAGGAUGUUUCUUUUAACUUUUUAUUUUGUCAUUGUAAUACGUCUUGUAUCGUUAAUUAGCCUGUGUUAAUUAUUAUUUGAUAACUUUUGUACAUUGAAACUCAACACUAUUAUUGUAUUAUGAACAGGUGUAUUAAAUAAAAUAUAGUUUUAAAACUUC